CAAGACAUCCCACCAUAGUUUCUAAAUAUCAAACAUUACAAAAGAACAACUAUCUAAGUUCCCUUUGAAAAAACAAGAGAAACAAAAAUGGUGGCUUUGACGGCAGAGAAGCAAGAUCGGAAACUACUUUCGAGAAUAGCCGCUGGUGACGGUCACGGCGAGAAUUCAGCUUAUUUUGAUGGCUGGAAAGCUUAUGAAGAAAACUCGUUUCACCCAAUUGAUAGACCCGAUGGAGUUAUUCAGAUGGGUCUCGCUGAAAACCAGCUUUGUGGAGAUUUGAUGCGUAAAUGGGUUUUAGAACAUCCAGAAGCAUCGAUUUGUACACCAGAAGGUGUUGAUCAAUUCAGCGACAUUGCAAUAUUCCAGGACUAUCAUGGCUUGCCUGAAUUUAGACAAGCUGUAGCGAAAUUUAUGGAGAAGACAAGAAACAACAAAGUUAAGUUUGAUCCUGACCGGAUUGUUAUGAGCGGCGGCGCAACCGGCGCACAUGAGACAGUUGCUUUCUGUCUAGCCAAUCCCGGCGACGGUUUCUUAGUUCCUACUCCUUAUUAUCCAGGGUUUGAUAGAGAUUUAAGAUGGAGAACCGGAGUGAAUCUUGUACCGGUUACUUGUCACAGCUCUAACGGCUUUAAGAUCACGGUGGAAGACUUGGAAGCUGCGUACGAAAAUGCGAACAUUCCGGUUAAGGGUUUACUCAUAACCAAUCCUUCGAAUCCUCUUGGUACGACAUUAGACCGGGAUUGCUUGAAAUCUCUGGUUAACUUCACCAAUGACAAAGGGAUUCACCUCAUUGCGGAUGAGAUUUAUGCCGCAACUACUUUUGGUCAAUCAGAGUUCAUCAGUGUGGCAGAAGUGAUCGAGGAGAUCCCUGAUUGCAACCGCGAUUUGAUCCAUAUUGUAUAUAGUCUUUCCAAAGACAUGGGUUUGCCUGGUCUAAGAGUCGGUAUAAUAUACUCUUACAAUAACCGGGUGGUUAACAUUGCAAGGAAAAUGUCAAGUUUUGGUCUGGUCUCAACCCAAACACAGCAUCUGAUUGCUAACAUGUUAUCUGACGAAGACUUUGUUGACCAGUUCCUCCGCGAGAGCAAAUUACGGUUAGCUGCAAGACACGCAGAGUUAACCAUUGGUUUAGACGGUCUAGGCAUUGGUUGGUUGAAGGCAGGAGCCGGAUUGUUCAUAUGGAUGGAUUUAAGAAAUCUUCUGAAGACCGCUACAUUCGAAUCAGAGACCGAGUUAUGGCGUGUGAUCGUCCACAAGGUGAAGCUUAAUGUUUCUCCAGGCGGCUCGUGCCAUUGCCACGAACCAGGAUGGUUUAGAGUAUGUUUUGCAAACAUGGACCACAAGACAAUGGAGACGGCACUAGAGAGGAUCAAAGUGUUCACUAGUCAACUUGAAGAAGAGAGCCUGAACCGGACAAAACCGAUGGCAAAGAAGAAGAAGUGUUGGCAGAGUAGCCUGCGGUUGAGCUUUAAGGACACGAGACGGUUUGAGGAUGGCUUCUUCUCUCCUCAUUCACCGGUUUCACCUUCCCCGCUUUUACGUGCACAGACAUAAGACCGUUUCAGUUUUUGACUAGACCAGUCGCUGUAAUUUGUAAGAUCAUAACAUUGAUCGUUUACGUGUUGUCUCUGAUUUACUCGUAACUCUUUUACUAUCAAGUUGAAUAUUCUUACAAUGUACAUGUUGUAAGUUUAAUCGGUUGAAUAUUAAUACAUAUUAGAAAUCAGAAUUUCUUUAACA
Messenger RNA from Raphanus sativus (radish), 1740 nucleotides. Its product is annotated as 1-aminocyclopropane-1-carboxylate synthase 6. Gene Ontology annotation, biological process: biosynthetic process; amino acid metabolic process. Gene Ontology annotation, molecular function: transaminase activity; pyridoxal phosphate binding. Lineage: Eukaryota; Viridiplantae; Streptophyta; Magnoliopsida; Brassicales; Brassicaceae. Bases 88 to 1554 code for a protein of 488 amino acids. The record is from RefSeq and is a predicted model, not a curated record. The transcript has 4 exons.